GGAUGAGCUCAACCCCGCUGGCGUUAGUCAAUCAACCUACAUUACGGAUAGUUAAUAACCAGUUACUAUUCACCUUCAUCCGCCUCCACUACGCUUGGACUCCUAUGCGCCAUGAGUCGAUCACACCUCGCCUUGCUACAUCGAUAAUCAUAGGGCACAACAUGAAUACUAUUCUGACUCCCUUGUUCGAGAAAUUGAUAUUCAUUGCUCGUAACUCGAUUCGCGAAUAGUCUACAAGAUGCCCGACGCAAGUAUAAGCAGCAUAUCUGAUGGGCGGUUAAGAUACAGUGGAGAGUCACCUUCCAAGCUCAAGCAGCCUAUCUACACGGAGAAAUCGGUCGUCAACGAUAUUCAAAUAUAUGACACUCGACCUAAGGCAGUACCUACGACAGCAACAACCCGGUCGUCGCCCAUAACAGACCACAUCAAAAGUGAACUUACAAUACAGCCAAUGAAUGCGGUUUCCAGUAGCAACCAAGCCAGGUCGGAUGAGGAUGAGCCUCCAAAGUCUGUGAUACACGCACCUGCUGGGUUCGGCGACUUUAUAAAUGGCCUGAAAUACUCUAGCAGCUCUUCACAGUCAAUAUCAGAUGGUGCAGAAACCUUGGCAUCAAAUGAGAAUCAAAGUGGGCCGACAUCACCACCGCCGCUGACUACUACAUCGAUUCAACCAGCUGACGACUGGUUUGAACGAGCAACCCCUCGUGCACAAACAAGGCAGGAGUUCCUGGACAUCAGUAAAUAUGUUCAUUCUGCCAGUCAUGAAGGAUCAGAAACGGCCGUAAAUCACUGCGAGGAACAGCAGUUGUCCACCAGGCCCUCCGUCGAUGAAGAACCAGCUUCCUCAUGUAACUCCAAUGCUAGAGAGACCGGCCAACAUACAAGCGAGAAACUUGAAAGUCGCCAUUCACAAGUUGUACAAUUGUCUGAUGAGGAAUCGGAGAUUGGCGCUUUACAAGCAGCUCUUGCUGAAUGCUGGGCUCUAUGCAAUACAUUGGCAACGCUAAGCUCCAUACACCGUGAACGUCAUGAGUGCACUGUGGAUGCUCAGGAGGAUGUCUGGAAAUCGUGCUGGCGAUUAUGCCAGGAAUUGUACAACAGUCAUAAUGAUAAUUGUGCACCGCAAAUCAACCCAACGCUUGACCUUUGCAGGGAAUUUUGCCAAACGCUAUUCGAGACCCGCGUCAGAAACGAUGAGAGUGCCGAUUCUGUUCUCCGUGUUAGCUUCGAGCUUAACAAUCAUCUGUACAAUACACACGACCGUAACCUCCCCGAUGCAUUCAGAGAAAGAACCUUGGACUUCUACAUUACUAUAUGUCACCGCCUGAUGAAGCAAAGGACGCUUGUGUCAGAAACAGACUCCAUGUUGGGCGCCUGCUGGUCCCUAGCAGAAAUGCUUUUCAGCAUACGUCAGAGUAUCAAAGAGGGUAAAAUACUUGGUGAGGAGUUGCUUGGCUCAGCAGUCCAGGCUUGUUGGGAACUAUGCGAUAUUUUCCGUGAAGGUUGGACUCAACGGACUCUUCGAAACUCUGAUCGCGGUACUCCCCGGCCAAGUCAAGCAACCUUUACUACACAGGUCGUUCACCAACCGAAACAAUUAGAGUCUGGCUCAGUCGAUGAGUUGAUAAAUCAACAAGGAAACCCCGAGACACCAACAACAAUAUUCGACGAUACCGCAACCGUGUCGCCAGAUGAUGCACCAGUUCAAAACAUUUUCGUCUUGGGCCAAGGCCCAGGUCAGUCUUCCCACGCCUGGUCGUCUAAUUCGUCUGAUAUCUCGGGUCAAAGCCAGUCUUCAGAACAAACAUCUUCCACACAGACAGUGAAAACAUCAUCCAAGGAUCCAAAUCUGGCAUGUGUCCGAAUAUUAGUGACCCAGGCCGCAAUAAACAGCGGAUAUCAGCGCGUUGGGCCACAUAGUUUUCCUUCAUUCGUCAAGUCGCUUUCUUCGGAUGCGUUUGGGUCGAUGCCAUGGCAGGUUGCACUCCUGAAGAAUUACAAGCAAUUAGUAGCAUUCGAUCCGGCAUUCAGGACUGUGGGUCCCUCGGCUCGAGCGGGUGCAGCUGAUGUGGCAUGCGCUGUUGAAGUGAUGGUGCAGAGCGGGCAACACCUUUGGCUGCGCGAUCUUUACCGUCUCGUUUUCGGAUUUCACAUUGACGAAGCAGUAAGCCGCAAAGGUAUGAUGCUUCAAGUAUAGCUAUUUGGCCCAGGCUUUUUCACGAGUCUUCCGUUGUGCUAGUAAUGUCCGGUUCGGCUUUCGUGCUCAUCAUGUCCGGCAAGCUUCUGGGGAAUGUGCGCUGGGUAAAUUUGAAUUACUGAAUCAAGAGGGCGUGCAGAUCAACAGAAGGCAGUCAUUACUGACCCAAUCUUAACAGAACAGUAGAAAUAAUGAAAUUUUAAUAAUAG
This is a messenger RNA of Aspergillus welwitschiae, 2406 nucleotides long. RefSeq lists its product as uncharacterized. The record is from RefSeq and is a predicted model, not a curated record. The transcript has 5 exons. Bases 239 to 2197 code for a protein of 652 amino acids. Lineage: Eukaryota; Fungi; Ascomycota; Eurotiomycetes; Eurotiales; Aspergillaceae.